Molecule: messenger RNA, 4389 nt
Organism: Symbiodinium sp. CCMP2592
Lineage: Eukaryota; Dinophyceae; Suessiales; Symbiodiniaceae
Source: the annotation of a GenBank genome assembly
AUGUCAGUAUGCCCCCCCACUCAAUCCGAGGCUUCUUCCUUUGUGGACCCUGGUCGCCUCCGGUGUGCCACGUAUAACAUUGGGGGACUCAGUCAGGAUGCGUAUGCGGAACUGAUGCACUUUCUUGCGGAACAACACCCCACUGUCCGACCUCACGUGAUUUUCUUGCAAGAAACGCAUUGGCGAACACCUUCCGACUACUCUACUGACCAGUGGCACGUCGUAUCCACACCGGCCGAACCUGCGGCUUCCGGUGGUGUUGCCAUAUUGAUUUCUGUCGAUCUCUGCGAUGCAAAUUCCAUCCUCACGGCCUCACCCAUAUCAGGUCGGCUACUCCACGCCCGCGUCCAGCUAGGCUCUGCAUGCCAGCUUGAUCUGAUCAACCUUUAUCAGAAAGUUUGGACUACAAGCUUGACCCGAGGCAAAGAUCCGCAGACCCACGACUCGCGUCAACUUCGACGUACUGUUUGGCGAUCCUGGCGCCAGCUCCUUGGAAGCCUCCCACGGCGGAGCCUUUGGAUUGUAGCUGGGGAUUUUAAUACCAACCUCCAACCCAAUGCACGACUGGUUGGUGCUAGAGCUGCUCCCUUCAUGAAGAGAUCACAGCCAGACUCUAAAGAAAUGAUGGAUGUCGUCCAAGACCUCAGGCUGUUACACCUCAAUUCGUGGACCAGGCGAGCUAGGGCGACGUUUCGGUCGCCUCAGGGAAACACCCUCAUUGAUCAUGUAUUUUUGCGGCAAGACCAGAGUGACACCGAAGCUCGGCAGGCUGGUCCCGUGGACUGGCCCCUCACGCGUUGGCGAAGUGGCGGCAGGCAUUGGCCAGUUCUCUUCAGUGUCCCGAUCCCUACAAGACAUUACACAACAAGGCGAACUCAGCCUCAGUCUUCCAUCGAUAAAGCGGAGCUCCUCAGGGUCUGUCGCUCAGAUGUGGACCCCAGGGCACUGGCCUUCCGACAGGAUGUACGGAACUGGCUUGCUGCUAAUCCCUGUCGCACCAUCUCUGAAGUCAAUCAGUACCUGCAUGAUGUGUCCACUCGAUUCUUCCCCUCUACCAAGCCAACCGCCAAGACAGGUGCCUGGCAGCACCCCACCGUCUCUUUAUCUGUUCGACAAAUGUGGGCCGCCUACAAGGACUGGAAGAACCCCCCACCAGGCCGGCAACGACUCUUUUCUGCCUGGCGAGCCUAUAGCCAGUUCAAGCGAGCACACCGCGAAUUCAGGCGAGCCACGCGGGCUGCCAAGACGGCGCAGAUGCAGGCACUUACACAGAGUAUGCAAGAGGCCACAGACAAAGGAGACGUUAGGGCCCUAUUCCGUCUUGCCGCCAGUCUCUCUCCGCAGAAACGGCGCCCGCGCCUUCAACUGCGAGGGCCCCAGGGCGAGCUCUGGACGCCCCAGCAACAACUGGAUUGCUUGAGACAACACUAUGAGGCACUGUAUGCCUCUCCGGACACCACUGACACCACGAUCUCCUCCACUGGUCCGCCUCUACCUACGACAUCUCCCACCAUUUCCUUCCCUGACUUUACUGUCACCGAUGUUCUUGAAGGCUUGCUGAAGCUACCGCCACAUAAGGCUGCACCUCCAGGCAAGGCGACAAGCAGUUCUUGGGUCUUAUGUGCUCGAGAGCUCGCACCAUGGUUACAUCACAAAAUUUCACAUCUUGACCAGGUGCCAUCCGACUGGCGCGAUGCUUGGAUGAGCUUGCUACCGAAGGUGACACAUCCCAUGAAACCAAAGGACCUGCGCCCACUCGGCAUCACUGAAAUUUCUGGACGUGUUGCUGCCGGCCUGGUCCAAAAAGAGCUCCGACCUUACUUGGUCGAACUCCUGGCAGCGGAACCGCAGUUCGCAUAUGCACCAGGAAGAUCCACAGACGCUGCUUUGUCACGCGUCUUUGCACAUUGUGAGAAGGUCAUUGAAAUGUGCACCCCUGCACCCUACAACAUCCUCGACUCUCGCUUCGCGCCUGCAGCCAAGCCCUUGGCAUCAGGAGGAGGCCUACAACUGAGCUUAGACCUAUCGAACGCCUUUGAUGUGUUACCUUGGGCCUUGAUUGAUAGGGCAUUACGGCUAGCCAAAGUCCCGACAUCAGUCCGCGAGUUGGUGAUCUGUUGGCACAAAGGUCUCACCUACCACCUGACGAUACAGGGGAUGAAGGCGAGAAUCCCAGCAGGGCGCGGAUUACGGCAGGGCUGCAGAAUCUCUCCAUUAGUGUGGAGCAUGGCCACAAUUGUGCUGCUGCAUGAAUUGGGUGACCGCAUAGGAGAUCACCAUUGGGUCCGAGCUAUGAUCACCGCUUUCGCGGAUGAUAUCCAUGGUGGUGAGUUGAUUACAACCACUGCACAACUUGACAAACUCCUUAUCAAUUUGGGACACCUGCUUGAUGUGCUGAUGGAUGCUGAACUUAACAUCAAUACCCUGAAGUCAGCCUUCUUGUUGCGGUUCACCAAAGGUUUUGCUGCAACGUGGAAAAGACGUCAUGUUCGGCAGACCAAGGAGGGCCUACUCCUGACUCUACGGACACCAGCAGGACGUCAAUUUCACAUUCCAGUGAAAGAUGAGCACAAAUACUUAGGCCUCAUUAUCUCCUAUCAACAGCCAGCGGCAAGCUCCAUCACACACCGCAUACAAGCCGCCUGGACUGCAUACGGACACCUUCGGCCACUUCUCACGUGUGCAAAUGCCCCCAGAUUGAGCCUCCGGCUCAAGCUCUGGGCAGCCUGUAUACCCGCUGUUUUAACCUAUGGCCUACAUGUGUUGAAUCUGACGGAAAGGCAAAUUAAUCAGCUCCAGGCUGUCGCUACCAGACAGCUCCGUGCAGUCGCCAAAGCCCCCUCACAUCUCACACAUGAAACCACUGAGGCGCUCUACGCGCGUCUCAAGGUUAAACCUAUGCGCGACGUUCUGCAGCAGUCUCAAGCAAGGCUACUUGCCAACUUGCAGCAGCUACAAUGUGGAGGAGCGAUACAGCCAGACACCGUGAACUGGUUAGCUUCGAUCGCUUGCAACAUUCCACAGCGGGACUUCCCAUAUGUCGGCUAUGCCAAAAACGCUUUUCCAGGUGGACUGGUCUCCGUGCUCACAUUGAACAAGGAUGGUCCGGCUGAUGCCUUGCCAACUGUUCCGAGUGACACAAGUGCACUCACCACCACGGUGCAGACUGUUGCACCGCCUGACGACUCACCAGACAUCGCACAGCUGAAGCUCAUGAUCCACAGUGGCAAAAGCGCAUUGGUCGUUAUGCAGGACCCUGCGCUACGUGAUGAGGUUCGAGUCAUGACCCUGCCAGCCACGGGCAACAUGGCGGCGACACCCCAGCCACAGCCGGAGGCCUCGAUCAAUGCCAAAAAUCAGGAGCUGGAGAUGUUUGGCCACCUCUUCAACAGCUUCAGCAACACGGCAACGAGCGGCCAGGCUGCGCAGAAACGCCCACGACCCGAACAGAGGGAUGCUGUCAUGACUCCAGUGCCCGACGAAGCCUCCCUUCCUCGAUCGACGGCCACACCGACAUCAGUCCCCAAGGGCAAAGGCAAGGUCAAGGGGCAGGGCAAGCAUGCAGGCAAGAACAAGGGCAAGGGCAAAGGCAAGAGCAAGGGACCACAGUCCUCUACCGAGGUGACAAAUCGCACGGAUCCCUGGACUCUGGAUACAUGGACCGAUCCGGACUCGUGGAGCAUGAGCGGAUGGUCCGGACCGAGCCUGACCACAGCGGAGUCUUCCAGCACCCUGUUGAUGCAGGUUGCCCGAAUGACAUUGCGGCACGAGCAGCAACUUCAUAUCCUCCAACAGGACACUCGCCUCUUCCUGUAUCUCAAACCGAACCAGGAGUACUCCGUGCUACCGAUGAUGUUGCAGCUCGCGACGGAAUGGAGACAGACGAUGGAAACCACUCCGACAAAGCUCACGAUGUCACUACGGGAGAUUAUGAUCCGGGGUCUGCUCAAGGAGUGGAAAACCCGCCUUCAGGCCUUCCAGAAGAGCGAGGAGACCAAGAUCACAGGACAACGCCUGCAGUGGUUAGACAGCCUGGGGCAUUGGAACUACAUGCAUUGGUGCCCAAUCAAGCAGGAACUAGUUCUGACGGAGCGCCAGGAAUCCAGGUCCACCGAAGAGAUCCUGACCAUGAUCCAGGAGAUGGAAGAGCUGAUCACGGGAGACUCCAUUAAGAACUUCAAGUCCAUGAGACAGCUUCGCGAGUCGUACCAAACGGACUGGGUGCAGUUCCUGGUGGAAGUUCAACUACGCGGACCAGGCGACAAAUUGUGGACUAUUUUCAACGAUCUCAUCGGCAGUGCAGCGCUCCACCUUCUUGCCGCCCGACUCCGGCGGAACCGCUAUCCGUACUCGGGCCUAGCCCAGAGCAUCCAGGCCCAGGUCUGGUGA